This is a messenger RNA of Quercus robur (English oak), 1829 nucleotides long. Its product is annotated as galactokinase. The record is from RefSeq and is a predicted model, not a curated record. Lineage: Eukaryota; Viridiplantae; Streptophyta; Magnoliopsida; Fagales; Fagaceae. The transcript has 13 exons. Gene Ontology annotation, molecular function: ATP binding; galactokinase activity. Gene Ontology annotation, cellular component: cytosol; cytoplasm. Gene Ontology annotation, biological process: carbohydrate phosphorylation; galactose metabolic process. The coding region runs from base 168 to 1667 and encodes 499 amino acids.
UCUUUUUUGCAUUACAAGUCUGGUUAAACUAGAUCACCGCAAAGCUCUCUUUUCUAACUUAUCCGAAUAUUUAUAGUCCAUAGAUUCCUUACCUAAAAAAAAAACACAGAUUACGAGUUGCUGAGAAAAUUGAAUUCCAAGAAAAUCAAAUCAAGUAAAAAAGAAAAAUGGCGAAACACGAAGAGCUACCAAUCCCAGUGUUCUCGUCGCUUGAGCCAGUGUACGGCGACGGUUCUCAAGUCGAAGAAGCUCAGCUUCGUUUCGACAAUUUCAAGUCCAAGUUUGUCCAAGUUUUCGGUCACGCUCCUCACGUUUUCGCUCGCUCUCCAGGGAGAGUGAACUUGAUUGGAGAGCACAUCGACUAUGAAGGUUACUCGGUGCUGCCAAUGGCGAUACGGCAAGACACGAUUGUGGCUAUUAGGAAGCACGAUGAGGGAGAAGGCGAAAAGGUUCUUAGAAUCGCAAAUGUUAGUGAUAAGUACCCUAUGUGUACGUAUCCCGCUGAUUUUGAUCAGGAAAUUGACUUGAAGAAUCACAGAUGGGGCCAUUAUUUUAUUUGUGGGUACAAAGGUUAUUAUGAAUAUGCUAAAUCAAAAGGAGUGAAUGUUGGUGAACCAGUUGGACUUGAUAUUCUUGUUGAUGGAACAGUUCCCACAGGAUCUGGACUAUCAAGCUCUGCAGCAUUUGUUUGCUCUUCCACAAUUGCGAUAAUGGCUGCUUUUGACGUAAACUUUCCUAAGAAAGAAAUUGCCCAACUUACAUGUGAAUGUGAACGACACAUUGGAACACAAUCCGGUGGAAUGGAUCAGGCAAUUUCUAUUAUGGCCAAAUCUGGGUUCGCAGAGCUGAUUGAUUUCAACCCUAUUCAUGCUACUGACGUUCAACUUCCUGCUGGUGGGACGUUUAUAAUAGCCCAUUCCCUGGCAGAAUCUCAGAAAGCAGUCACUGCUGCUACAAAUUACAAUAACAGGGUUGUUGAAUGCCGGCUGGCUGCUAUUGUGCUCGGUAUAAAGCUGGGAAUGAAACCACAAGAGGCAAUAUCAAAUGUAAAAACUCUUUCUGAUGUUGAAGGAUUAUGCAUAUCAUUUGCCAGUCCUCGUGGCUCUUCUGAUCCUGUACUCUCUGUCAAGGAAUUUCUGAAAGAGGAACCUUAUACCGCUGAAGAGAUUGAGAUAAUCACAGAGGAAAAGCUAACAUCAAUUUUUGGAGAUUCUCCAACUUCUUUGGAUGUGUUGAGUGCUGCCAAGCACUUUAAGUUACAUCAGCGAGCUGCUCAUGUUUAUUCUGAGGCCAAGCGGGUACAUGCCUUUAAGGACACUGUAGCAUCAGAUUUAAGUGAGGAGGACAAGCUAAAGAAGCUUGGUGACCUUAUGAAUGAGAGCCAUCACAGCUGUAGUGUUUUAUAUGAGUGCAGCUGUCCGGAGUUGGAAGAACUUGUACAGACAUGUCGGGAACAUGGUGCACUUGGGGCAAGGCUUACAGGAGCUGGAUGGGGUGGUUGCGCGGUCGCUUUGGUGAAAGAGAGCAUUGUUCCACAGUUUAUCCUCAAUUUGAAGGAACGCUUCUAUCAAUCAACGAUUGACAAAGGGACUAUUAACAAGAAUGAUCUAGGCCUCUAUGUUUUUGCUUCGAAGCCGUCAAGUGGUGCUGCUAUUUUCAAGUUUUAGUAUGAAUCACAUGGGGAUUAUAGGAACAGCCAGGUCUGCUAUUUACUUAAUUUAUGUUGAGAAACCUCAUGAAAUUCUUGUCUAGUUGAUUAAACUCUGAUCUUAUCAUUUUAAAAAUUGUUCUUGGAAUGGAAUUAUAUGGACCUCCUUUACAAAGAGACA